AUGGAUAUAGGGCAUGUAAUUGAUGAACAAAUACCACAAGAACAACUUCAGCAUUUUAGAAAAACUUACAUGGAUGAGUUGUCAUAUGGAGAAGUUACUUCCAAUUCUAAAUUUAAUUAUGCACAUGCAUUACUUAGAAGCAAUAAAAAGGAUGUAAAAAGUGGAAUUGUUUUACUUGAAGAAUUUCUAGAAAAAAACGAAGAAGACAUACCAAAAAGAGAUAUUAUUUAUUUUUUGGCUAUUGGUUAUGCAAGACUAACUGAAUAUGAUAGAGCAAUGGCUUAUGUAGAUUUACUUUUAAAAGUAGAAGAAAAUAACAGACAAGCUCUUGAUCUUAAAGAGUGUAUAGAAAAAAGAAUGAGGAACAGUGGUCUUUGGGGAGCAGCUAUAAUUGGUGCCGGUGUAAUAGGUAUAGCUGGUUUAACAUUAACUGCUGUUUUGUCGGGAAAAAAAUAA
Messenger RNA from Strongyloides ratti, 456 nucleotides. Its product is annotated as Mitochondrial fission 1 protein. NCBI's taxonomy places the organism in Eukaryota, Metazoa, Nematoda, Chromadorea, Rhabditida, Strongyloididae. The transcript is spliced from 2 exons. The record is from RefSeq and is a predicted model, not a curated record. Gene Ontology annotation, biological process: mitochondrial fragmentation involved in apoptotic process; mitochondrial fission; autophagy of mitochondrion. Gene Ontology annotation, molecular function: protein binding. Gene Ontology annotation, cellular component: mitochondrial outer membrane; peroxisomal membrane. Bases 1 to 456 code for a protein of 151 amino acids.